UUUCACAUCUGCAAAGGGAUUUCUAUUUCAAAAUAUCGUACUUCAUUAAAAGAUGCCGUUCGCGGUAGCUGACUAUUUAGUUUUCUUUUGUACGAUUGGAAUUUCGUUUGCAAUCGGUGUUUUCUUUGGAGUAUGGGAGAGGAAAAGAAAUACACCUGUGGACUAUUUUCUUGCUGGCAGGAACUCUAGAACAUGGCCUGUAGCAUUGUCAUUUGUCGUGACAUUUCAGUCGUCCUUAAUGAUUCUUGGAUUUCCCGCAGAAGGAUAUGCAUAUGGCAUUGGAGUUGCGUAUUAUGUUGUUGGAGUAAGUGUCGCUUACAUGUUUGCUGCUUUGUUCAUUGUUCCUGUCUUCCAUCCUCUGAAACUAACAAGCGUGAAUGAAUAUUUCCGCUUACGAUAUGGAAACAAUGUUGUUCGGUAUAUGACUCUGAUUGCUGGAAUGAUAUAUAGUUUAUUCUACAUGGCAACAGUGAUGGUUGGUACAUGCGUUGCUCUCGAUAUUGUUCUUGGAAUUCCUUUCUGGGGGACAAUACUUGCUUAUACUUUUGUCACUACAAUAUAUACUUCAGUUGGAGGCAUUAAGGCGGUGAUUUGGACAGAUGUAUUUCAGCUUCUAGUGAUGGUUACUGGAAUGAUAGCUGUUCUUGUUAAAUCAACAACCGGAGCUGGAGGAGUAGAAAAAGUUUUUGAAUAUGCUAAAGACAGAAUUGGUUCGACUGACUUCAGACUUAAUCCAACAAUACGUUACACAGUUUGGAAUACCUCCUCUGGAUCGUUCAGUACGUAUUUGUAUAUAACACUUAUGCAACCAGCAAUGCAAAGAGUUUACUCAACACCAACUGUUAAGACUGCGCGUAAUCUGUACUUUAUAUCCGCGCCGUUUUAUAGUGUUUUUAUGUUGAUGGCAGCAUUUGAAGGUGCGACUAUAUUUGCCUAUUAUAUGGCAAAACGCUGUGACAUUUUAGGCGCGGGCAUUGUAGAUAACAUCAAUGGAAUUCUGCCGUUCGCUGUCCUGGACUUAUUUCAACAGUUACCCGGAUUAGCUGGACUGUUCACGGCUUCUUUAUCAAGCGCAGCCCUCAGUACAAUGUCAUCUUGCCUCAGCAGCCUCUCUGCUGUGACAUAUGAAGACAUUAUAAAAAUCAAGUUUCCGGACAUGCACCCUUAUAAAGCCACCAAACUUUCAAAACUGUUAGUUUUAAUGUAUGGCCUCAUUGCAAUGGGACUCGCGUUUGCAGUUUCACUUAUUCCGGGAUCAGUUGUCGCCAUAUUUGACAGUUUCAUGGGAUGUCUCGAUGGACCAAUAGCUGCAAUCUAUUUGUUAUCCAUGAUGUACCGUAAAGCAACCACCAAAGGAGUUAUCACAGGCGCAAUAUGCGGAUCAGCUAUUGCAUUUUGGUUAAACAUUGGGAGCCAUUUUUCAGAAGUUCCGACAUAUCCAUAUCUUCCAUCUGGACCAACCGAUCAGUGUGGUAUCUAUGGUAAAUCGGGCUUUUCUAACGUGUCUGCCCAUGCUUUUUAUCAUUUUACAGAUAAUCUUACAUCGCUUACCGUUAAUCAACAAAUGAUAAUAUCAACGAUUGCAACAGAUGAAAAUGCCCGAAACUUGUCGGUACUGGAGACAAUUUACAGUAUUUCUUUUGUAUUGUUCUCACUAAUAAGCAUGGUCACCUCAAUCGUUAUUGGAUUUCUUGUAAGUCUGUGUACAAGCCCACCUGAAAAGCUUGAUGGGCGAUGUCUGUUCUCAUUUAAGAAACACGUUAUUGAGGAAUUACGCGUACAAAAGUCCUCAUCUGCUUCUACUGCGGGAGCUGAUACUGACACAGAUGAAGUAACAAAUGUCAUGAUGAAAGAUGAGGCAUUUUGACAGAACAUUAAUGGAAUAUAUAAUCCUAAAGCUGUAAAAAUAAUUACACGUCAAAAGAAGUACGUGUAUUUUAUAGGCCUCGUCAACGUUUUAAAUUUUACGUGGAGCAGCGAAUAAAAUUAUUUUCACCAUCACAACCGAUUCACGGUACCUUAAAGCCAAUUCACUACGUUCAAUAGUGGAAUUAAAAGUUAUACCGUUGCAUAAUAAUGUUAAUAGAAGGCAUGAUAUAUAACACAAAAUGCUCGUGUGUUGAGAUAAAAAGCAAUUCCCAUUACACAUAACUUGUAUUUUGUAAGGGUGACAUUAGGUGUAUUUAAGACCAAUUUUUCCGAAGUAUAUAAAAUGAUUACUGACGCGCAUUCUACUUUCGUUUUAACAGAUAUCAUGCAAUGUCGUUUCUUUCGAAAAGUAGCGAUGUCGGUUCAGUGUGUAAUUAUAUUUUCUGGUCCUUUUGGAAUCAUGUAAGUCAUGAAUGUAUUAGUAUAAUAGAAUUCCGCUUAAGUCGGUGCUAGAGGGCGUGAAGGGCUUUUUUCAUGGACCGAUUAAUCUAUUAUUUUGGAUCUUUUUAUAGAUUUGGUUCAGCAUCUCAAUGAAUGAGCUGGUUUUAAGGAAAAUAUAUUUUGUGUAAUAGUUUAAUUUCACUUUUUGUUUGUAAUGAAUUCUGUAUAAUUUUAUAUAUAGGAAUCAUGACAUGUUUACCUACUAAUGAUCAUUCUGCGUGCCUUUCUCUGAGAAUAACAUUUUAGUCUUCCGAUGGACAAAUUUCCUAAAAUACCGCUAAUUUUGAGAUAGAACUUCAAUAUCACUUUUGGUACUCAGGUUACAUACGUAUGUCCGAUACGCGCAAAAUGAAUAAGUUAGUCUAGAACCGAGGCAAUUAACGUUGAAGUACUUAUGUCGAAGAAUAGAA
Messenger RNA from Mercenaria mercenaria, 2780 nucleotides. Its product is annotated as sodium-coupled monocarboxylate transporter 2-like. The record is from RefSeq and is a predicted model, not a curated record. The coding region runs from base 53 to 1867 and encodes 604 amino acids. Gene Ontology annotation, cellular component: membrane. Gene Ontology annotation, biological process: sodium ion transport; transmembrane transport. Gene Ontology annotation, molecular function: symporter activity. The transcript has a single exon. Lineage: Eukaryota; Metazoa; Mollusca; Bivalvia; Venerida; Veneridae.